CCAUGGCGGAUGCGACGAAGCCUCUCCACCCGGUCCUGCAGGCGGUUGACGACGGCAACCUCCGCCUCCUCAAAGGUACCAGCAACAACCAGCCCUUACUACUGCUCCUGCCCCUCCUGUCCCUAGUCCGUACCCUUAGGGUUCCUGAUCGCCCAGAGACGGCGGGCGUCGUGGCGGACGACGGCAUCUGGUCGCGCGCGCUGGUUCUGGCGGCCAUGAAUGGGCGGCUGGACGUCUGCCGGUGCCUCGUCGAGGACCUCCGCGUCGAUGUCAACCAGCGCACCUUCACAGGUGAUACAGCUCUGGCCAUUUCUGCAGCUUAUGGGACAGCUGCUAUCACAAAAUAUCUUCUAGAUCGUGGCGCUGAUCCAACUUUAGUUGGUGCCCUGUGGCCACCUCUUCAUGGUGCUGCAAUGAGUGGAGAAUGUGAAAUACUAGAACUGCUGCUUUCAGCUGGAAUUGAUGUGGAUUGUUUCGAUUCUGUGUACGGGACCCCAUUGCAUGCUGCCGCUGCUGUUGGUGAAGAUGGCGCGGUGAAUAUUUUGUUGGAGCAUCAUGCAGAUCCUAAUAAGAUUCUCAACCUUCAUAGCACCCCGCUAAAUCUGUCCAUACUUUUCAAAUCGCUGGAAUGUGUGAAGCUACUCAUUAAGGCUGGUGCUGAUGUGAAUAAAAUUGACCAUAAUGGUUAUACUUACCUGAUGGUAGCAGCGGACAUUUGCUUACCUGGUAUCAUGAAGUGCUUACUAGAUGCUGGUGCUAACCCCGAUAUUCCUGAUCCAUUUGGUACAACUGCAAUUGAAAUUGCUGCCCUCCGAGGCAGAAGGGAUAUGGUUGAGAUGUUAUUUCCUUUAGCUUCUACUAUUUCAACGUUGCCGGAUUGGAGUGUUGAUGGAAUUAUUUGUCAUGUGAAAUCAUGUGGUUUGCCGAAGGAUAUACAUCUAUGUGAAAAGAAAAGAGCUGAACUGAAAUUGCAAGCUACAGAGGCUUUUAAGAGAAAGGAACAUAUGAUAGCGGUAGAGCUAUAUACUUGUGCAAUGAAUUUUGAGCCAAGUGCAGAAGAUCUUGCAAUCCUCCUAGCAAAUAGGAGUUUAUGUCUGCUGCGCUCGGGAAGAGGAAAAGACGCGCUCUCCGAUGCUACUAGGUGCACAAUGUUGCGACCUCUCUGGCCCAAAGGUUACUAUCGACUAGGGGCAGCCUUAAUGUUUCUAGAGGACUAUGAAGAAGCGUCUCGGGCUUUUGCGGAUGGCUUGGAACUGGAUCCUGCAAAUGCUGACAUUGCAAAUGCUCUAAGGGAAGCCCAAGAGGCAGUGAAAAACCCUCCUUGCACCGGAGAGCUGGGGUGCCUUAGCCCACUUGGGAUCAGACGUUCCCGGUGAAGUUGAGGCUCUCUUCUGUUGCUAUCUCCAGGGAAAGAGGAAAAGCUGGAAAAUGCCACGCAGAUGGGCUGGAAUCGUGCGUGCACCCAACUGCUGCUGCACGUGCUUGCGUACCCCGUCCCCCCACCACUGCCGCGUACGACAACGGCUUCCUGCGCCUUCCAUGUUCCUGCCCCCCACCAUGACGAGUGUGCCAAAAAGCACAUCCAAAUAACCCUAUCCAGUGCGCUCCCAUGCUUGAGUAGGGCUGCAUUAAACUGUGGAGGAGUGGUUUCGUUCUCGAAGGUUCACGUGGUCAAGCUACCAAAAAAACUCAUUUACACACUUUUCCAACAAAAAA
Messenger RNA from Triticum dicoccoides, 1716 nucleotides. RefSeq names its product serine/threonine-protein phosphatase 6 regulatory ankyrin repeat subunit A-like. Lineage: Eukaryota; Viridiplantae; Streptophyta; Magnoliopsida; Poales; Poaceae. The transcript is spliced from 11 exons. The coding region runs from base 3 to 1376 and encodes 457 amino acids. Gene Ontology annotation, molecular function: protein binding. The record is from RefSeq and is a predicted model, not a curated record.